Molecule: messenger RNA, 856 nt
Organism: Anopheles bellator
Lineage: Eukaryota; Metazoa; Arthropoda; Insecta; Diptera; Culicidae
Gene: ORMDL
Product: ORM1-like protein
Exons: 3
Coding region: 24-482 (152 amino acids)
Biological process (GO): intracellular sphingolipid homeostasis; negative regulation of ceramide biosynthetic process; ceramide metabolic process
Cellular component (GO): endoplasmic reticulum membrane
Source: RefSeq, a predicted model, not a curated record
GUCUCGAGUCAAAAUUGGUUAUAAUGCUAGCUGGUGGCCACGGUGAACCCAAUCCCAACACAUCCUGGCUAGAUUCGCGCGGCCUGUGGCUGUCGUAUGUGCUGGGUAUCACGUUUUUCCACAUCGUUCUGCUUGCGAUCCCGUUCGUGCAAAUUCCGUACGCAUGGACCAUUACAAACAUCACGCAUAACUUGGCACACCUCUACUUUCUGCACUCCAUCAAGGGGGCACCCUGGAUGAGCAUUGAUGCAGGCGAGAACCGCAAAUACACCCACUGGGAACAGAUCAACUACGGCGAGCAAUUCACAACAACCAGAAAAUUUCUCACGGCUGCGCCCAUAAUUCUCUUUCUUCUGACGUGUCUGUACACGCGGAAUGAUGUGGACCAUUUUAUCGUCAACUUUAUCUCACUGGCCGUUGUGCUGGUCCCAAAGUUGCCCCAGUUCCAUGGCGUUCGUCUGUUCGGCAUCAAUAAAUACUGAAGGUAAAUUCCGUAGCGAACAUCCACCCUGGAAACGACCCAUAAAUGACGAUGGCCUGGAGAAACAUGCGACGGAUACGCUUGGGAAGGAAAACAUUUAAUCUACAAGACAAAAUAGUCUCAAAACUGUAACGAUUGGACUUUAUCGAGCCUCAUUUAUUGUCUAUUUUAUAGAAUAUACGCAUGGUAAUGUAUAGAUGUUGAUUGCUUGUGAUGCACGUAAAUAAGACAAGAAGCAGGGAUUAUAUGAAAAAUUGGUGUUUUUCUGCUCUUGACGAAGAAUGAAUUUAGUGUUGUCAAUACGUGCGCAAGAUUGCCGAUGAAUUGAAUGAAUUUUAAAGAUAAACAUUGUGAUUAUUAUCUAAUAAAAAGGUA